Clupea harengus (Atlantic herring) is the source of this 3858-nucleotide messenger RNA. RefSeq names its product DEAD (Asp-Glu-Ala-Asp) box helicase 61 (gene ddx61). NCBI's taxonomy places the organism in Eukaryota, Metazoa, Chordata, Actinopteri, Clupeiformes, Clupeidae. Gene Ontology annotation, molecular function: ATP binding; RNA helicase activity; nucleic acid binding. The record is from RefSeq and is a predicted model, not a curated record. The coding region runs from base 1055 to 2536 and encodes 493 amino acids. The transcript is spliced from 14 exons.
UCUUGUACCUGCAUAGUAUUCUGGGAACUCGGGCAGUGAAGUUGAGUUGGAGAUUGGAAAAAAAGAGCGAGGACUGUGCGUCCAUAUUGCGCAGAGACAAAAGAGAGUCGAGUGUGUGGACUUUACAGGAAAAAAAAAAAAGCAUAAAGAUCCAUUAAGACCAAGGUUCGGUUGAAUAUAAGAGGACAUUCUUCAAUCCACGAGGUUUUGCAGCAGUUUUGAGUUCUUUCAAGCUGUUUGCACAUCACCCAAAGACUACAAAGAUACAAGGAGAGAAGGCGAUUCAAGACUCAAAGCACAAACACGCCGAAGACAAAACAACAAAACAUUUCAGGGAAUCCCAGCAUAAGUCAAGUUCUUUUUGGAGAUUCCCUGCAGAAUAUAAAUAUUUGAAAGAACUUGAAGUAGCCUGCAGCAUUUGAAAAACGUGUAUUUCCAUAUUAAUCCAAGUGAAUUCUGAGGGCCAUUUUUGAAAACAAGCCCAUUUGAAUGUAAAAAAAAAAAAAAGAAAGAAAGAACAUUAAGAAAACAGCACUUGGCUCUUAGGGUGAGACAAGCGGUACUACUAACCCAAGAGCUACUAAAGAACUUUGAGCUUUCAACAAAAUAAUUGUAAAUUACAUAAAAAUUCAGGGAAGUCCGUUUGAGGCAUAGACAAGGAGUCCUGUGUUAAGUUUGCUUUAGCAAGUAUUAAACCGGACGUGAACUCCAGAGCAAUCACUCUCGUAUAGAUUUUUAUAUUGUGAGUGAGGACAUAAUUAUUUAUUCAUAUAAAUAAUAUUUUCUCUUCUUUUAGGAGAGCUGUCAUAUAGAUGUAUAUGUAAACAAAUUUGUUAUACGUCAGACACUCUUCUUUUCAAGAGUUCUCUGCGUACAAGUCUGUGUGAACUGUCAAUCACACAAGGCCAAACUCAAAGUUCUAUAAACAGCAGAACUGUUUACAUCAAAGGGCAUUUUUAACAAAAAGUGUAUUUGGAAAGCAAGUCAGAAAGUUUGAAAAACAAACAAAAGAAAAACAUAAAGAUUUGAAUAUUGAGGAGAAACUCUUGAAGCCAUGGCUACUGCGAGAACAGAGAACCCAACCUCUGUCAUGGGACUGGGCAAACCAAACGGGCAGCUCAGGGGACCACCCAAGCCUGCUGGAUUUCAGUCUCUCCCCCUGUCUUCGGCCACACUGCAAACCAAGGCAUCCAGUGGGUCUCAAGUUGGAAGCACCGUAUCCCAAACCAGUGAUGGUAUUCGGUUUGGAGAUGACUGGAAGAAGUGCCUGCAGCUACCACCAAAAGACUGCAGAAUGCGAACCUCAGAUGUGACCUCUACGAAGGGGAAUGAGUUUGAAGACUACUGCCUGAAGCGUGAGUUGCUGAUGGGCAUCUUUGAGAUGGGCUGGGAAAAGCCCUCUCCCAUUCAGGAGGAGAGUAUUCCUAUCGCUCUGUCUGGCAGGGACAUCCUUGCCCGGGCCAAGAAUGGCACAGGGAAGAGUGGCGCCUACCUCAUCCCCCUACUGGAGAGGAUAGACCUGAAGAAGGACCACAUCCAGGCCAUGGUGCUGGUGCCCACUCGUGAGCUGGCCCUGCAGGUCAGCCAAAUCAGUAUCCAGAUCAGCAAACACAUGGGUGGGGUGAAGGUCAUGGCUACCACCGGAGGCACCAACCUAAGGGAUGACAUCAUGCGCCUGGAUGAGACAGUUCAUGUCGUGAUAGCCACUCCAGGCAGGAUCCUGGACCUCAUCAAAAAAGGUGUGGCCAAAGUGGACAGAGUCCAAAUAUUGGUGAUGGAUGAGGCAGAUAAACUCCUGUCCCAGGACUUUGUGGUGCUCAUCGAGGAAAUCAUAAGCUUCACGGCCAAGCACCGGCAGAUCCUGCUUUAUUCUGCCACUUUCCCCGUCACGGUGCAGAAAUUCAUGUCCAAACAUCUGCAGAAGCCCUAUGAGAUCAACCUGAUGGACGAGCUUACUUUGAAGGGCAUUACCCAGUAUUAUGCCUAUGUCACUGAAAGGCAGAAAGUGCACUGUCUGAACACACUCUUCUCCAGGCUGCAGAUCAAUCAGUCCAUCAUCUUUUGUAACUCCACCCAGAGGGUGGAGCUCCUGGCCAAGAAGAUCACCCAACUGGGCUACUCCUGCUUCUACAUCCACGCUAAGAUGAUGCAGGAGUACAGAAACCGUGUGUUCCAUGACUUCAGGAACGGGCUGUGCAGGAACCUGGUCUGCACAGAUCUGUUCACCAGGGGAAUUGAUAUCCAGUCUGUCAAUGUAGUGAUCAACUUUGACUUCCCCAAAAAUGCAGAAACAUACCUGCAUCGCAUCGGCAGAUCAGGCCGAUAUGGUCACUUGGGCCUGGCCAUCAACCUGAUCACGUCAGAGGAUCGCUUCAACCUCAAAGGCAUCGAAGACCAGCUGGUUACUGACAUCAAGCCCAUUCCGGGCACCAUCGAUAAGAGCCUCUACGUCGCGGAGUUCCACUCCUUGGACCCAGACGCCGAGGAGAUCGAGAGGGAGGCCCCACGCAAAUCAGGGGAGCCCAACGCGCGUUAAGGUGUUUCUGCAUCUCUGUGUCUUUAUACGCGCGUUAAGGUGAUUUUCAAGGAGGUGGCUGGCAUUUGCGGUGAAGUGUACUACACAGCAAUGUCUGUUUUAGAUUUUUGUUGUCCCCAAAACAACAUAUUUUUUUUUUCCCCUUGAAAACUUUGGCACAGUAUAUUUUACUUUGUUAGUACAUUCAACAAAAAAAAAAUCAGCUCGUCAGAUCCACAUGCAGCAUCCUAUGAAUCAAUGCUAGAGUGCUACCAGUGAUUUGUGUCGGUUUUAAAGUCACUCGUUUUCUCUGUCAAAUUGACCUUGUCUGAUGUAGGUCACAUUUUAAACCAAUACUCUACUCAUCAAAACAUUUUCCACUUGACUAAAUCUGCAUUUUUGUCUUGACUGUAAUCGUCUGCUUUUCUUUCUUUUCUUUUUUUUUUAUUAGCUUUUUCUAUGUCUGUGUGGGAGUGCAGGUGCACACAGGUACAAAUGUUCACCAAAGCUUGAAGCGUGAAAGAUCCACAUUUGUGAGAUCAUUUAGGCCUUGGCCACACCGUUUCUCUUACAAAUGGUCUAGUUUUAUAGUCCAUUUGUCAAGGCAAAAAAAUAAAUCUCAAGUUUGGAUAUAUUAACAAUGAUCUGAAUUUUGCUCCCUAGAGAGAGAAACUGAGAAACUGCAUUGGUUAAUGAAGCACUGCCACACAGCCAUCUCCUCCUCUAUCACUUGCAACACUCUUCUCUCAAGUGCCUUAAUAGCUGCUCAUCCUCUUCUCCCCACAUCAGCCCUAAGCUAGUUGAUGGAGUGAUCUUUAAGACAAAUGCCCGGAUGAAGAUUAACACUUGUCUUUUUGCUGUCGAAAGUAUACUGCAUUCUGAAAUGAAUUGAAGCAUUCUGCUUGGGAGAGGGCCGAAAUAUCUGGGCAAUGUCUUUGUUCCUGCAAAGCCUGCUAGCGGUUUUAAGAAGCACAUGGUCAUUUUGACAGAGGAGUGUGGAAUCUUAAAACGGGUGACUUUUCCUGACCAAAUGGGCUGCUUUCAAUUAUAUGAAAAAAUGGAUGCUGAAUGCAAAAUGCGUUUGAAUAUAAUUUUGAUAGAAGCACAAAAUGAAACAUGUUCAUCUUCAUCAAUGUGAUCAUUUUUGGCUUGAUAUGCUUUCAUUAUUGCUUUGUGCCAAAGUGUAGUAGUUCUGGUAAAACGUGAAGCAUUUCCAUGUGGAAUAUGACCCCUCUUCAAAACCAGGAGUGUUGAAAAUGGACAAUGACAAGUUCAUGUACCAGUGGCCGCCUGUAACUCCUUCACCCUAUGGAAAAGAAAUAAAAGUUCAGCUUAUUUCCCUA